CCGUGUUGAGCUGUACACUUGUACUAACAAAUUUCCUAACCCCAUAGAAGUAAUCCGUCAACAUGGAGAUCUUAUUUAAAGCCUUUCAAAAACUCAUCCUCUCCAUCAAGAACGAUCUGAUCACUGUGUGUAUUGAUCAUGGCUCAACCAAGUUAUCCUCCUUUAUUCUCUCCAGUUUCUGUGAUAGGGUCACAGUUCAUGUUACCAUAUCAAUUCGAUAUGAUAAUUGAUAUAAAUUCAAGCGGAAACCUUGUGAUCACAGAUACUAACCAUAAAAUCAUGCUCAAAGUGAAACCAUGCGACUCAUCCUUCCACCUUCAGCGAGUGUUGCUCGAUGUUUAUGACAAACCCAUCUGCAUGAUCCGAGAGAAGAUCAUGAGUGAGCAUAAUCGAUGGAAUGUGUUUAGGGGUGAUAGUAAAAGCAAAUCGGAUAUAAUAUUUAGCACAAAGACACCUGGCAUGAUCCAGUCUAAAACCAGUGUACAUGUGUUCUUAGCAAACAAAGUCAGUAGUAAAGAUGUUUGUGAUUUCAAGAUCAAAGGAAGCUGGUCGAAGAAAACCUGCACUGUCUAUAUAGGAGAUACUUCAACAACAAUCGCCCAAAUGUAUAAAACGCAAUCAUGGGAGAAUGGGGAGUACGUUAAGGACAAAUUCAUGGUGACAAUUUAUCCCAAUGUCGAUUAUGCUUUUGUGAUGACACUUAUAGCGAUUGUUGAGGCUAUGAAAAGCUCUAACACAGAUGACGUUGUUGAGGAAGUUAUUGGUUCACUUUUUCCCUAGUCAUAUCAGUUGCAUUCUCUGUUCCUAAAUUCCUGACUGGAUUGUAUUAUACUGUAUAAUUCUUGAGUUUUCUUA
Lactuca sativa (garden lettuce) is the source of this 855-nucleotide messenger RNA. RefSeq names its product protein LURP-one-related 10. The record is from RefSeq and is a predicted model, not a curated record. Lineage: Eukaryota; Viridiplantae; Streptophyta; Magnoliopsida; Asterales; Asteraceae.